Messenger RNA from Seminavis robusta, 1782 nucleotides. Lineage: Eukaryota; Bacillariophyta; Bacillariophyceae; Naviculales; Naviculaceae. The record is from the annotation of a GenBank genome assembly.
AUGGCGUCCAGCAGUAGUGAAGUGGAUAAAGUUGUCAAGAAGGCAGAAAGGGGUCUCCUGGAACAUUGCAGGAGUACGUCCUGGAUGCAGGAUCCAGCACCAAUACCACCUCCUCGCAGACAGCAAUCGCCUGCUUCUCCUGGUGCAUAUGCACAAGGACCCACUGCCCUUUGGGAAGGAGCUCCCAUAGUGGAAUCCCCUCUUGGUGAAGACAUUAUGGAAACCUAUGGAGACGUAGAGCAAAUUCCAGCUGAAGUGGAGACGAGUAAUGUUGGGUUGGUCAGUGCGAGGCUGGUCAGUCUUCCAACAGAGGUUGCUGAACCAGUGCUGGAUGGAGAUGGUACCUUUAAUCAGGGCCAAAACGACAAGGUGCACUUGUGGAUCCUUCCAUUGUUUUUGGUUGGAGUUGCGGGGUUUGUCCUUAUUUUGACUGCUGUGGCAGUCUCUUCUAAGAAUGAUACCCACAUCAGCAACACCAUUCCCAGCAGUACUGGAACGAACCACAGCGAAAACCAAGACUACACUGCUACUAGUGAUCCAUGGGCUUGGGACCUACCUUUUGUUGUUCCGGGUUCAACAAUUGAUUCCAUCCAGGAAGGAUUUGCAUUAGCGAAGGAAAAUGGUACAACGCCACAGCUACAAGCCUACGAGUGGAUCAAGAGCGAUCCUUUCAUAAGCAACUAUUCGGAGGGGCGCCUUUUGCAACGAUUUGCACUAGCAACAUUCUACUAUGCUUUGCAGGGGCCAGAUUGGCCCUAUCAAGGAGGUGGCACCACAACAGUGACCAUGGAGAGUGGGCCUCUAAUUAGGGAAGCAUGGGAUGUGAACAUCACAUCAGAAACAUGGCUCUCCUAUGAGUCAUCUGAGUGCACCUGGUUUACAUUUGCCAAUGCAUUUGAAGUUGAGAAUUGCCGCACUCCCGACAAUGACACCUCCAAGUCAGAGUUGACCUUUCUGGGUGUCCAGCAGAAUGGCUUGGUUGGGACGCUGCCACCAGAGCUGGCUCUUCUGACAUCCCUGGAGUAUCUAACUGCAUUGGAACGCAAUCAAAUCACUGGAACCAUCAUGACAGAGCUUGGUGGUCUCACAAACUUGAGGGUGUUGAAGUUGGCAAGCAAUGAGUGGACUGGUCCGAUCCCUUCAGAGUUGGGUUUAUUGACACAAAACCUAAUUGAGUUGGAACUCAUCAACAAUAAGCUGUCUGGCCAAGUGCCAUCGGCCUUGUGGAAUCUAUCAAACUUGGAAGUAUUCAAUCUUGGCUCCAAUGACCUGUCUGGUUCAAUCCCCCCAGAUUUUGGCUAUAGGUUGCCCCAUCUGCAACAAUUCAACAUUCCCAGGAAUCAGUUCGAAGGCACUGUUCCCACAUCCAUUGGCCUCAUGACGGAUAUGGUUUUCUUGAACUUACAUGAGAACUCAUUCACUGGCCCAUUGCCUUCCGAAAUUGGGCAGCUUGUCAAUCUGCAAAAGAUGUUUCUGAAAGAGAACUUUUUUAUCAGUGGACUGCCAACUGAGAUUGGUCUCUUGUCAGUCUUGAAGAAUGUCAACAUGGAAGGGAAUAUUGGUCUGACGGGAACAAUUCCUGUAGAUUUUGUCAAUUUGCGGCGAAAUGGUAAUCUGAAAAGUCUGUGGAUCAGAGGAACAGGCUUUACUGGUACCAUCUCCAGUGAACUUUGUGGCAUGAAGAAAUUGUUGAAGUAUGAUUGCUCUGCAUCCCUCUGCGGAUGUGAGGACUGUCCUUGCAUUGUCGCCAAUCACACCAAUUUGCUGAAUAGUACAGUGUAA